Molecule: messenger RNA, 1391 nt
Organism: Schistocerca gregaria
Lineage: Eukaryota; Metazoa; Arthropoda; Insecta; Orthoptera; Acrididae
Product: mitochondrial inner membrane protease subunit 1-like
Exons: 2
Coding region: 135-920 (261 amino acids)
Cellular component (GO): membrane; mitochondrial inner membrane peptidase complex
Molecular function (GO): serine-type endopeptidase activity
Source: RefSeq, a predicted model, not a curated record
GCUUGGCAGUUUCCUGUCGCGCAUGCGCACUGCGUGUCGUCCGUGUAAGCUCAGGCUACUCAUGGCUGAUGACUUCACAGUAUGCGUUAACUUCCUGAUCUUGCUUUUUCGCGUAAUUUAAUUCACUUCCUAUUAUGAGUAGACAGUUUUGGAAAGAUUUUUUGAUUGCUUAUAUGUCCAUGCCUUGUUUGUGGAAAGUUAGGUCCCCAGACUACAACAACAGAGUUAAGAAAAACCAGUGCUAUGCUAUAUUGGCAAAUAUGUGUCGCGAAUUCGAACCGACAGCAGACAGAGCUUUCGUACAAAGGAAGAUAAAUUCGUUUCGUACAACAUUUCGUAAGGAACACAGAAAAGUAACUGAAAGCAAAAUGUGUGCUACUGGAGCAGCUGACGUACACAAGCCAACUUUGUGGUACUAUGACAUAUUGUUACCGACAGUUCUGCAAGGUUCCCCACGGUCCAUUCAGUCAACACUGGAAGAAGUCGAGUUGGCACAAGAUGACAUUAGUAAUUUCGAAGAUAGCGAAGCAGAUGCAGAGGAUGCCGCAAAUGAGUCGGAGGCCACUGCUUCUAUGCGUGGAAUUGCAGAUAAUGGUGUGGUAUCUUCAGUGUCUGCUCCACCUGCCCUUUCUUUGCGCACUGUGCUACCCACGGUAUGCACUAAGAGAAUGUGGCGAGAAUCAAAAAAUGAUGAGCUACAGAAGGUAGCAUGCGAGCAGCAGUCAUCACCCUUAAUGGAAAACGAUGAAUUUUACCACUUUGGAAUGAGCAUUGCUCUUAAAAUGCGUAAAAUGUCCAAUAUGAAUAAUAUGCAAUGUAUUAUUGCAGAAAAACUUAUCUCAGAGGUAAUAUUUCAUGGACAUAUGCAGGAUCUCACGUAUGACACAGUUAUUAAAAUUCCUGGGAAACAUGUAAAUUGACAUGGGUGUGCAACAAUAUGUUGACUGAAUUUUCAGUCGUGUACACCAUGUUGUGAACGCUUUGAAGAAACCUUUACACAUGGAAUUAUAUUUUAAAUAAAUAUUUUAUAACAAUGUAUUUCAUGUUCUUACCUUUAAAUAAUCAGCGUCAAGCAAUGAAUAUAUUGCAUGACAGAUCUUGGAUACAGUCUGGCUAAAAGAAUUAAGUAAAAUAUUAUAAGGAUAUUUAAGAUCUUUGUAGCUGCAUAUGGUAGCGAAAGUUUGAGUAUUGCCCUUAGUUCGUCAUUAUUAUUUGCAACUUGACUCUAGCAUCUUGACUUCUCAGAAAGAGAUUGGAAAUUUCCAGGGUACUGCCUAUAAGAAUCUUGCUCCUGAAGUUGGUAAUUUCAGACGUUGUUAACAGAUUUAACCAGCUAUAAAAUGGAUGUUGAAUUUACUAGCUCUGCCUGAAUAAAACUCCUGUUGCCUUUU